UGACUGUAAAUGUGUAAUAUAUUAUUUCAUCCGUUGUUCAGACAGAUGAGUGAGCGAAAUCAGAUUAGACAGCCCGGUUACAAACAGUCAGUUGAGUUUAAAAUAUUGAAACAUUGUUGCACGCUUCGACAUCCUUUAAUUACACAUGAAAGUAACAGUUUUCUCCUCUGAAAUAUCCAUGAGGGAUGCGGUCUUAUUUUAUCACUCCUAAAGCAGUGAAGUACUGCUACUUUUGUGGCCAUAUUGUAGCCAACGUCUACUACUAGUCUUCCAGCCUACUAGGGAAGUUGGGGUUGCUGUCGUUGUCUGUUUUGUUUUAAAGUGACAGGAAAGACCGCACGCUGUAAAACAUUCAGCCCGGAUCGAAUCGACGCGAUGAUUCCUGAAUGUCCCCGGAGCCGAGAGACAAGGAGCCGAACGCGGUGCCACUAUGGCCAGGUAGCCGAACCAAACCAGAACUGUUUUGGGCUACUUUCCGAGAUCAAAACUCUUAUCAAGAAUGAACCAUUCACUGACCACUACGCCAUCAUUCCGGGCAAAGAACUUGGCAGGGGGAAGUUCGCCGUGGUGAGGAAGUGUGUGGAGAAGUGCACGGGGCAGGAGUACGCCGCCAAGUUCAUGAGGAAGAGGAGGAAGGGCCAGGACUGCAGGCUGGAGAUCAUCCACGAGGUGGCCGUUCUGGAGCUCGCCACGGCCAGCCAGCGGGUGGUCAACCUGCACCAGGUCUACGAGAUGGCCUCCGAGAUGGUGCUCGUCCUCCAGUUUGCGGCCGGAGGGGAGAUCUUUAACCAGUGUGUAGCGGAGAGGGACGAGGCCUUCAAAGAGGAGGACGUUAAGAGGCUGUUGAGACAGAUCCUAGAGGGAGUCUCCUUCCUCCACAGGAACAACGUGGUGCACCUGGACAUCAAGCCCCAGAACAUUCUGUUGACCUGCGAUGGUCCUCUGGGGGACAUCAAGAUUGUGGACUUUGGUCUGUCCAGGAUGGUGAGCAGCAGUCAGGAGCUCAGAGAGAUCAUGGGGACCCCGGAGUAUGUGGCUCCAGAAAUCCUUAAUUACGAACCAAUUAGCACAGCAACAGACAUGUGGAGUAUUGGGGUGCUGACCUACGUGAUGCUGACAGGUACCUCUCCCUUCCUGGGGGAGGACAAGCAGGAGACCUUCCUCAACAUCUCCCAGAUCAACGUCAGUUACCAGGAGGACGAGCUGGAGCAUGUAGACCAGGCCGCCAUCGCCUUCAUCAAGCUCCUGCUCGUCAAAGAACCCCAGAACCGUGCCACGGCAGAAGAGUGCUUGCAGCACCAGUGGCUCCAGCCAAAAGAGAAAAGGGAAGCCGAGGCGACAGUAGAGGUGAAAGAGACUAUAAGCCCCACCAAGUGCACCUCUGAUCCAACCAGCCCCGAGAGCCCCAUCAGGGGGGAUGAGGAGGAAGGCCCCGAAACUGAGGAGCUGAUCGUGAUGGCGGCCUACACACUGGGCCAGUGCCGCCAGUCAACAGACAAGGAGGUCAUGACCCCCGACCAGAAGGCCAUCUCCAAACGCUUCAAGUUCGAGGAGCCCUUCAGCGCCCUCCAAGAGGUUCCUGGAGAAUUCAUCUACUGAAGGACUCACACACACACAUCUCAUCCUCUACACUAGGUGGUCCUGGAGAGCUAGUGGUGGUGUUGGGUCUCCCUUCUGCCCUUCACUGACACACCAGAUAAUUCAGAUCGUCACGGCCCUGAUUAGUUGCUUAGUAGAAUCAGGUGCAUUAGUGAUGGGUUGGAGCCAAAGCCUGCACCAACCAGUAGCUCGCAAAGAACCUGGGUGGAAAAACUCCUGCUCUUACAUCUAGGGAAAAGCAGUUAAAAACAUUGCACUUACAAACCACAAGAAACAUCUCACACUUUUCUAACCCACCUCACGGUCUGAAUUCUUAAACCAAACAGUUUUUUUGUCCCUUUUUCAUAUACAUCCUGACGUUUCUCUAGACUAAGCCUUGUUGUGACGUAACUCCAGACUGAGCCUUCUGUGACGUUAUUCCAGACUAAGCCUUGUUGUGACGUUACUCCAGACUAAGCCUUGUUGUGACGUUACUCCAGACUAAGCCUUGUUGUGACGUUAUUCCAGACUGAGCCUUGUUGUAAUAUUACUCCAGACUAAGCCUUGUUGUGACAUUACUCCAGACUAAGGCCUGUUGUGGCGUUACUCCAGACUGAGCCUUCUGUGACGUUAUUCCAGACUAAGCCUUGUUGUAAUGUUACUCCAGACUAAGCCUUGUUGUGAAGUUAUUCCAGACUAAUCCUUGUUGUGACGUUUCUCCAGACUAAGCCUUGUUGUGACGUUACUCCAGACUAAGCCUUGUUGUGACGUUACUCCAAACUAAGCCUUGUUGUGACGUUUCUCCAAACUAAGCCUUGUUGUGACGUUUCUCCAGACUAAGCCUUGUUGUGACGUUUCUCCAGACUAAGCCUUGUUGUGACGUUUCUCCAGACUAAGCCUUGUUGUGACGUUUCUCCAGACUAAGCCUUGUUGUGACGUUUCUCCAGACUAAGCCUUGUUGUGACGUUUCUCCAGACUAAGCCUUGUUGUGAUGCUUUAUUUUCUUUUUUCUUUGGUGCCUUGCUGGGAGAAUUAGAGAUGGAAUUGCAUCUUUUUUGUCCAUGUUUUGUCUGCCUUGUAUUUUCUUUAUGUUUAAGGUUAUAGAUAUCUACUGUACGGUGAAAGGGGGGGUUAAUUAUAUAUAUAUAUAAAAACAUUAUGUUGAUUUAAGAGUACGUCUCGAAAUAAUUCUGUUGAAAAAGCCAUUGCACACGUUUGACCCAGAACUGAAAACAUCCCAUGCAUCUCAAAUAUGCAUCUCAAAUAUGCAUCUCAAAUAAUUGACACUUGUAUAUGCAGAGAGCGCUUGGUUUUCUUUCCUAAUUCCCAAAUAAUAGGCAUAGUCUCCAUCAAACAAGAAGCUUCUUAUUAUGGGAUGUUCUACUGUAAAUAAAGAUAUAUCUCUUAAACCUU
This is a messenger RNA of Oncorhynchus tshawytscha (Chinook salmon), 2991 nucleotides long. Its product is annotated as serine/threonine-protein kinase 17A-like. NCBI's taxonomy places the organism in Eukaryota, Metazoa, Chordata, Actinopteri, Salmoniformes, Salmonidae. The coding region runs from base 376 to 1599 and encodes 407 amino acids. Gene Ontology annotation, cellular component: nucleus. Gene Ontology annotation, biological process: protein phosphorylation; positive regulation of apoptotic process; intracellular signal transduction. The record is from RefSeq and is a predicted model, not a curated record. Gene Ontology annotation, molecular function: ATP binding; protein serine/threonine kinase activity. The transcript is spliced from 7 exons.